Messenger RNA from Galeopterus variegatus (Sunda flying lemur), 4450 nucleotides. RefSeq names its product transcription factor 3 (gene TCF3). Gene Ontology annotation, molecular function: DNA-binding transcription factor activity, RNA polymerase II-specific; protein dimerization activity; RNA polymerase II cis-regulatory region sequence-specific DNA binding. NCBI's taxonomy places the organism in Eukaryota, Metazoa, Chordata, Mammalia, Dermoptera, Cynocephalidae. The coding region runs from base 57 to 2015 and encodes 652 amino acids. The transcript has 19 exons. Gene Ontology annotation, cellular component: transcription regulator complex. The record is from RefSeq and is a predicted model, not a curated record. Gene Ontology annotation, biological process: immunoglobulin V(D)J recombination; regulation of transcription by RNA polymerase II.
GUUUCUAGGCCUGAGGUGCCCACCCUGGCCCCUGUGCCCACCGUUGCUGCUGGAGAAUGAACCAGUCGCAGAGAAUGGCGCCUGUUGGCACAGACAAGGAGCUCAGUGACCUCCUGGAUUUUAGCAUGAUGUUCCCGCUGCCUGCAGCCAACGGGAAAGGCCGGCCUGCCUCCCUGGCCAGUGCCCAGUUUGGAGGUUCAGGUCUUGAUGACCGGCCCAGCUCAGGCUCCUGGGGCACCAGUGACCAGAACAGUUCAUCCUUUGACCCCAGCCGGACCUACAGUGAGGGUGCCCACUUCAGUGAGUCCCACAGUGGCCUCUCUUCGUCCACAUUCCUGGGACCCGGACUUGGAGGCAAGGGUGGCGAGCGGAGUGCCUACACCACCUUCGGGAGAGACGCGGGUGCUGGUGGCUUGACUCAGGCUGGCUUCCUGCCGGGCGAGCUGGCCCUCGGCAGCCCUGGGCCGCUAUCCCCUCCAGGCAUCAAGGGUGGCUCCCAGUACUACAGCUCCUACCCUGGCAACCCUCGGCGCAGGGCUGCGGACGGCAGCCUGGACACGCAGCCCAAGAAGGUACGGAAGGUGCCACCGGGUCUCCCGUCCUCGGUGUACCCACCCAGCUCAGGUGACGACUAUGGCAGGGAAACUGCUGCCUACCCAUCUGCCAAGACCCCCAGCAGCACCUACCCCACCCCCUUCUACAUGGCAGAUGGCAGCCUGCACCCCUCAGCCGAGCUCUGGAGUCCCCCAGGCCAGGCAGGCUUCGGGCCCAUGCUGGGUGGGGGCUCAUCCCCCCUGCCCCUCCCUGCAGGUGGUGGCAGCUCUGUGGGCAGCAGCAGUGGGGGCGCCUUUGGUGGCCUGCACGAGCGCAUGGGCUACCAGCUGCAGGGAGCGGAGGUGAAUGGUGGGCUCCCAGCCGUGUCCAGCUUCUCCUCGGCCGCUGGGGCUGCCUACAGCAGCAUCUCCAGCCACACGCCACCUGUCAGCGGGGCUGACAGCCUCAUGGGCUCUCGUGGGACCACAGCCGGCAGCUCCGGGGAUGCCCUCGGGAAGGCGCUGGCCUCGAUCUACUCCCCAGAUCACUCAAGCAAUAACUUCUCCUCCAGCCCCUCGACUCCCGUGGGCUCCCCACAGGGUCUGGCAGGGACGUCACAGUGGCCCCGAGCAGGAGCCCCUGGUGCCUUAUCACCCAGCUACGAUGGGGGUCUCCACAGCCUGCAGAACAAGAUGGAAGACCACCUGGACGAAGCCAUCCACGUGCUCCGCAGCCACGCCGUGGGCUCAGCAGGCGACAUGCAUGGGCUGCUGCCCGGCCACGGGGCGCUGGUCUCAGGCUUCACGGGCCCCCUGCCGCUGAGUGGGCGGCACACCGGCCUGGUAGGAGGCGGCCACGCGGAGGAUGGUCUCGCGAGCAGUGCCAGCCUCAUGCACUCACACGCGACCCUCCCCAGCCAGCCCAGUAGCCUCCCCGAGCUCUCGCGGCCACCUGACUCCUACAGCGGACGGGGGCGAGCGGGCACUGCAGCAGGCACUGGUGACAUCAAGCGGGAGGAGAAGGAAGAUGAGGAAAAUGCAUCAGUGGCCGACAACUCGGAGGAGGAGAAGAAGGACCUGAAGGCCCCCCGGACCCGGACCAGCCCAGACGAGGACGAGGACGACCUUCUCCCCCCAGAGCAGAAGGCCGAGCGGGAGAAGGAGCGCCGGGUGGCCAAUAAUGCCCGCGAGCGGCUGCGGGUCCGCGACAUCAAUGAGGCUUUUAAGGAGCUGGGGCGCAUGUGCCAGCUGCACCUCAACAGUGAGAAGCCCCAGACCAAACUGCUCAUCCUGCACCAGGCCGUGUCGGUGAUCCUGGGCCUGGAGCAGCAGGUGCGAGAGCGUAACCUGAACCCCAAAGCGGCCUGCUUGAAGCGGCGAGAGGAGGAGAAGGUGUCAGGUGUGGUCGGCGACCCCCAGAUGGUGCUUUCUGCUGCCCACCCGGGCCUGAGCGAGGCCCACAACCCCACUGGGCACAUGUGAGAGGUAUGCUGCCACCGGACGAACGACCCAGCCUCAGCCCUGCGUCCUGGGCUCAGGUGUAACCCACAACGGCCCCGUGAGGUGUCAGGUGUUUAUCCGUGAAAUGGGCCGGAUGGUCCGCACCCCACAGCCAGCCGUCGUUGGCAUCGAGCCCCAAUGCCUGAGCUAAUGAGGCUCUGAGGGAUGGGGUCACCGGGUCCAGGAGGCCCACGGGCUCCCUGGCUGGUCCCGCUCCCCAAGUCUCUGCCACCUUGACACCCUGCGACGUGCCCCGUGGAUCCUGAAGCUGUAUCUUGGCUCCACUGCCAGGACGGAAAGGAGCUUUUUUUGUUUUUUGGUAAACAAAACCGGAAAGCAAGCAACAAAACACAUGUCAGAAAAGAAAGAAAAAGAUGCCUUAACUACAAAACGUAGAGGAACCGAAACAUAUCACCCAAGGGAGACGCUGUGCAAACCUGGCUUGUUCUUCAAAAGCCACCAGCAAAUUGUGCCUAAGCAGACUUUUUUUUAAAGAAAAGUAAAAGAACAUUAGUUACAAUUUUUUUUUUUUUUAAUGUAGAAGAAAAUUAGCGAGAAUGAUGCCUUUGGUCUUUUUUUUUUAAGCUUUUUUUGCAUAUGUUUUGUAAGCAACAAUUUUUUUUGUAUAAAAGUCUCAUGUCUUGCUAUUUCUGCUGCUGUUUCUAGAACUGAGCGUUGCAUUUCAUGAUCAACCAGAUUAUUAAAAGUUGUGUUAAAAAGACCGGAUGGAAACCUGAGGUCCCCCCACCCCUCUGCUCUGGAAGCCGCUGCACAGAACCCAGGCGGGGGCUGGCUGGGGUUCUCGCUCAUGUUUUGCUUUUCAGAUGGCGGGGGGGGCGGUGUUCUCUUGGUUUUGUUCUGUGUGAAGGGCUGGGGGCCUUUCCCUGGUGGGAGGUGUCCUUUGGGCCCUUUUCCAUCCUCCUCCACCCUCAGCAAUCAGUACCCCUCACUCCUGGUCUUGCGGGGAAGGGAGGUCUUGGGAGGUCGGGAUCCUCCAGGUGACACAGCCAAGGGUCCUUGUCAAGGCAGCUCUGGCCCCCAAGGCACCUGCCGCACCCCAACAUCCCUCCCUGGGACCCGCACGUCUCUGAACUGAGGGACUUUGUUGGGACCAAUGAUCUCUGGUACAGAAACCACUCCCAAGAGCACAGUGCUGGGAGUGUCCCUGGACUACCUGUUCUUCAUUCCAUUCACCUGGGGACCUGACUUUGAGGGGACCAGGAUCAACCCUGCCCCUGAAUGGCCAUCCUGGCAGGGACAGGCUGCCAGGGGGCUCCAUCAGCCUCCGCCCACUCUGAGGAGCAUCCUGACCCCAGGGCCACACCUGCUGCCCUGGCCACGUGCACAGGGCUCAAGGUUGAGUGUGGCCAGAGCAAGGGGGAAGGUGUGGAUUCUCUGUGGCCCAGAAGGUGCCCAGUGGUUUGUCUAACCAUGUCAUCUGGAAGACUAAGGGUGGGCCACCUCAGGCCAUCUGCUUCGUGUCCCAGUACUCAGGCCUCUUUCCAAGUCCUCCUUACUGGUCUCGUGUCCUGAGAGGGACUGACUCAUCCCGGUUUGCUCAGGACUGUCCUGGGCUUAAAACUUAAGUUUCAAUGUCCCUGGAACCCCUUCGGUCUCAAGCAAACCAUGGCGAUGGUCACUCUGUGGGUCAGGACUGCUGGGGGCCUUCCUUUUCCCUUCCCCCACACCUGGCAUAAAGGCCUUAUGGAUCCCCAGGCUGGCUGCAUUCACCCCACCAGCAUCCCCCGUGCGUCUCUACCAAGACCCCCACUGCUGCCUGCAGGAGAGCCGGACCGCCUGGCCACCCCUCCCCAGACUGGAAUUCCCCAAGGCUGAGGCCCAUGGGAAGUUCAAGUGGGACCCCAAGGCCAGCUCGAGGCGCUGGCGACCCUCACCUCCCCAUUCAGCAGCCCUGGGGUCUGCCCCCGGGACAGGUCAGCGGGCAGAGGGAAACUGGCCAAUGCUCCUGUCUUGGUGACUUCCUGCCCCGGUGACUUCCUGCCCCAUGUGGGUUUUGUCUCUUUUAGCAAACCUGCCUCGGUUUCCUUCUUCUUUAGCUUCUGGUCCUGCCCAUAAGUCCCGAUGGGCAGCCGCCAAGGAGCCUCUGAGGCCCUGUCGACUUUGGGACUGUAUUAUAUAUAUAAUUUAAGUUAUAUAUAGUGAGAUUAACCCAGCACAAGAAAAGAACAGCAAUUGGGGAUGGGGAAUAACCACAGUUUUGAGGGGGAAAUUGUGCUCUGAGUGCCUAAAGAUAACUGGUUUAAAAAAAUUUUUUUUAAAGAAAAAUACUUUUUAUACAUGUCAACACAGCUGGCUGGAUUAUUUUGGAUUUUUAAAUGAUCCUCUUUGAAGUCGCUCUGGAGACCUGUCCUGUACGUAACAGCACUGUAGCAAUAAAUGUGACAUUUUGUAACGAU